This is a messenger RNA of Scylla paramamosain (green mud crab), 1708 nucleotides long. Its product is annotated as rab-like protein 2A. The transcript is spliced from 7 exons. Gene Ontology annotation, biological process: regulation of exocytosis. Gene Ontology annotation, molecular function: GTPase activity; GTP binding. The record is from RefSeq and is a predicted model, not a curated record. NCBI's taxonomy places the organism in Eukaryota, Metazoa, Arthropoda, Malacostraca, Decapoda, Portunidae. The coding region runs from base 107 to 775 and encodes 222 amino acids.
GAGCAUUCCAGUGAGUGAUAUUUUGUUGUUACUGUUAUUUCAUCAUUUCCACGCCUUUGUCCAUUGUUACUGAGGGGGAAAUGACUUGAAAUAGAUGUAAAUAGAGAUGCCAAACGAAGAACAAGACACACAGAAAAUGGAAGGAGGGACAGAAGCACAGGAAACAGAGAAGAAGGAGGAGAAGGAAGACAAGAAAGAGGAGGAGGAGGAAGAGGAGGAGGAGGGAGAGAAGGUGAAGGAUAAUGAAGGGGAGGAUGCAAGGCUGGAUUACGACAAGAAGACGAGCCGUGGAGAACUGGCGGUGAAAGUGAUCUGCCUCGGUGACAGUGCUGUGGGGAAGAGCAAGUUGGUGGAGAGGUUCCUGUUGGACGGCUACCACCACCAGCAGCUCUCCACCUUCGCCCUGACCCUCCACCGCUACCGCACCACGAUUAACGAGGCCAACGUGCUCGUGGAUUUUUGGGACACCGCUGGCCAGGAGAGGUUUCAGACAAUGCACCCUUCCUAUUACCACCAGGCCCACGCAGCCAUCUUGGUGUUUGACGCGACCCGUAAGGUGACGUACAAGAAUUUGGCUCUUUGGUACAAGGAACUGAGAGAUCACCGGCCAGAGAUUCCCUGCUUCUGUGCUGUGAAUAAGAUUGAUGAAAACGAGGAUGUAGCAGGAAAAAAUUUUGCGUUUGCGGAAAAAAAUAAUCUCAACAUGUACUAUGUCUCUGCCUCGUCUGGAACCAAUGUGGUGAAGCUGUUCCAGGACGCAAUCAGGGCUAUGUAAUUGAAUGUAAUCUAUAUAAUCCCUCUAAAAUGCAGUACGACGCUAUAAUCUGAUGUAUAUUUAAGUAAUCCUAUGUAAUCCAAGUAAUUUCUCUCCCCCAGCUGUUCCAGGACGCAAUUAAGGGCUAUGUAAUUGAAUGUAAUCUAUAUAAUCGCUCUAAACUGCAGUACGACGCUAUAAUCUGAUGUAUAUUUAAGUAAUCCUAUGUAAUCCAAGUAAUUUCUCUCCCACAGCUGUUUCAGGACGCAAUUAGGGCUAUGUAAUUGAUUGUAAUCUAUAUAAUCCCUCUAAACUGCAGUACGACGCUAUAAUCUGAUGUAUAUUUAAGUAACCCUAUGUAAUCCAAGUAAUUCCUCUCCCCAGCUGUUUCAGGACGCAAUUAGGGCUAUGUAAUUGAAUGUAAUCUAUAUAAUCGCUCUAAACUGCUGUACGAUGCUAUAAUCUGAUGUAUAUUUAAGUAAUCCUAUGUAAUCCAAGUAAUUUCUCUCCCCACAGCUGUUUCAGGACGCAAUCAGGGCUAUGUAAUUCAAUGUAAUCUAUAUAAUCGCUCUAAACUGCAGUACGAUGCUAUAAUCUGAUGUAUAUUUAAGUAAUCCUAUGUAAUCUAAGUAAUUUUCUCUCCCCAGCUGUUCCAGGACGCAGUCAGGGCUAUGUAAUUGAAUGUAAUCUAUAUAAUCGCUCUAAACUGCUGUACGACGCUAUAAUCUGAUGUAUAUUUAAGUAAUCCUAUGUAAUCCAAGUAAUUUCUCUCCCCAGCUGUUCCAGGACGCAAUCAGGGCUAUGUAAUUGAAUGUAAUCUAUAUAAUCGCUCUAAACUGCAGUACGAUGCUAUAAUCUGAUGUAUAUUUAAGUAAUCCUAUGUAAUCCAAGUAAUUCCUCUCCCCCAGCUGUUCCAGGACGCAAUCAGGGCUAUGUAAUUGAAUGUAUAUCUAU